Molecule: messenger RNA, 1998 nt
Organism: Ruditapes philippinarum (Manila clam)
Lineage: Eukaryota; Metazoa; Mollusca; Bivalvia; Venerida; Veneridae
Product: galaxin-like
Exons: 9
Coding region: 66-1613 (515 amino acids)
Source: RefSeq, a predicted model, not a curated record
AAAAAAUUGAGUAGGUAGGCCAAAUUCAGUUAUCCAAAUUCAGUGAUUCUACAAAGUUUCAAGGCAUGUAUAAAAGGAGGAUGCUGCUAUUCUUACAAAUCCUGGUGACUUUUGCUGUCUUGAAAAACAUACAUUGUAAUGGUACAUUGUGUAACGGAAACUGGGCAGAUAAUGAUGAGGUGUGUUGUGGUGGGGAAAUAUAUCAAAAAUUCCAGAAUUCAAAAGAGAUGGCAUGCUGUACGCGGUCAGGGAAGACAGAAUUAUAUCCCAUGGGUGAGAAAAUUUGUUGUGGGGAACAACUGAUUCCAGUGCAACCAAACCAAAGCCUUGCAUGCUGUAACAAGGAGCUAAUAGACAUUAACAUAUAUUCAUGUUGCGGUAAUAAAGACUUUGGAAGGAAAUACAAGUCUGGAAAAUGUUGUGUAGAUUGGGAUAAUAAGACAGUUGGCAUCCAUGAAGGUCUUAAGGGUCGCAAAAAAUGUUGCAGCACAGAGGUAUAUAACAAAGACACAGAAAGAUGUAUAUAUGGACCCCUGAAUAAACACAAAAUUAUAGUAAGAAAGACAUCAAUGAGGAAAUGUGGGACUAAGCAAUUUAACUCUGACACCUCAUUAUGCUGCGAACAAAAUGAAAUGGUCAUUCCAAAACCACCAGUUAAAAGUGGUGGUAAGCAACCUUACUGGAUUUGCUGGAAUGACAAAGCUUAUGAUGCAAAUUUAUACUAUUUGGAUGAAAAAACAUCUCGAGUAAUUCUGAUAGGGUUGGCAAGUUGUGACAAUGUUGAAUAUAAUCCUAGUGCGCAGAUGUGUUGUGGCAACAAGUUAUUCCCAAGAAAUCCUGGAAAGAAUUCCACGUGCUGCGGCAAUGGAAUCUGGGACCUUGAUGAUACCAGUGAGACAUGUUGUAAUGGAACGUUUAUUCCUACCUCAAAUCAUGGUUGUUGUAAUGAAGUUCCCUUUAAAAAGGGUCAUGAUGUUGAGUGCUGUGCUAGAGAACUGUACGACAAGACAUCACAUCUCUGCUGUAAGUCACAGUCAAGUUACAUGACUGUCCAACCAAAACUGUCAGCCGACCAUACUGCUUGUUGCAAAUCCCCAGAGACAAACCAGAUGAAAACCUUUAAUAAUUAUACCGAGGAAUGUGUUAACGGACAAGUGAGAGAAAAAGUUUCAAAUAAUGUUGUCACCCCUCGGCAAAUUUCUGAAAUAAACCCCCCAAAGAAGCCUGCCAGAUGUGAAUUCUGUAGAAAUAGACUCGAUGCUGCUCAUUGUAAAAAAGCAAAUGUGUACGAAUUCUUCGUGUAUGAUCAACGAGAGAGUGAAAAUGGCACAAUCUUUAAUGCCAUUAUUCUUCAGCCAUUUAGAAGAAGUGGAAAAAUUCUAACUGGUGAAAAGAUAAAGAUUAGAACCCGUAACCAGUGCGAAUGUUUCAAACCCAAAAGGAGUUUUUACCUCUUCACAAAUCGUAAAAUCAAAAGUUUAAAACAAAAUAGAUAUAAUAUACGAUUUACAUCCAGUGAUGUAUUCAUACGCAAGACUGAACAUUCUUUAGUAGUUAAAUGUCUUACACAACACCAUUUAGGCACCAAUAAGAGUAGGCGUCGUCACUCAUGAGGUCAGGAGUUUUCUUGCCACUAAUUUAUAAUACGAGAUUAUUUUUUCACGUCAAAAUUUGAAGCUUCAAGUUUUACUAUCACAAAAAUAACUAAUUAUUAUAGAAAAUAUGAAUUUGUCUUUUGUUUGAGAAUAAAGAUAAAGUAGCCCAAGGUAAAACCAGGUAAAAGUUAUAUGUGUAACUAUUGUUUAUGGUUAAAGUACAUUUAAUAUACUCUGAAUAGGUGAUACUGAUGUCUUGUUUUUUUUCUAAAUGAAAAGAAAACCUUUAUGAUGUAAGUUUGAAUGUUUCUUAGUUUAGACUACUAUGUACAAUUUGUAUAUACAUGUAUAUAUUGUUUUCUUAGGAUUGUUACAUGAACAAUUAGACUAGCACUGAAAAUUA